Molecule: messenger RNA, 3147 nt
Organism: Akanthomyces muscarius
Lineage: Eukaryota; Fungi; Ascomycota; Sordariomycetes; Hypocreales; Cordycipitaceae
Exons: 5
Coding region: 1-3147 (1048 amino acids)
Source: RefSeq, a predicted model, not a curated record
AUGUCCUGGCCUCCCGAAUCUGGACUGUCGCUGUGGCCUGUGAACGUCUAUUACCCGCUCAGCCCUGUGAUACCGUCAAGCUCGGAUGAACAUGACAGCUCGCGGGAAUCUCCGUCCGUGUCACCAAUAGAACGCAAGAGGCCAGGCUUCCGCGGUGGUACACCUGGUCUCGGCAGUCGAACGAGCUCAACCACUAGUAUUCUCAAGCUGAACCACUUAUUGCCCAGACUGGAAGAUCACGGCGCCGAUACAUAUGGCGUGCGCGAGGUGCGCGAUGGCUUCUUUGAUGCAGUGUUUCUCAAAGCACCGCGCCUGCCGUCUCAAGAUGGCCUGGAGGCGCUCAAAGCUACCUUGCCCGCUGCCUUUGACAAGCAUAAUCCUCUCACCGUCAAGCAUUUCCUCCCAAACCAGUGGCGCGAGCUGAAAAUCGUCGUUCGAUGCGUCUUUAGCACACAAACAGGAAUUAAGCUGCUCAAAGCGUUCGUGGCCUAUUUCGUCGCUUAUGUCCUUUGCCUCGUGCCGGUGGUACGUCACUGGCUGGGCCACCAGCACUACAUCAUGGCAGUAUCUGUCAUCAUCAACCAUCCUGCGCGAACGGUCGGCGCUCAACUCGACGGCGUCGUAUUCACCAUCCUGGGCACUGCCUUUGGAAUAGCAUGGGGUGCUGUCGCACUGCUCUUGUCCACAUCGACACUGGCAGCAAGUGCUGGAUAUGGUGGAAUUUUGGCGCUGUUUCUCGUUAUGUUCGUCUCUAGCAUUGCUUGGGUUCGCGCAUUCUUUGUCAGAUUCUAUCAAGCAGUCUUAACUGCCGGUAUUGCCAUCAUAUACACGACACUCUCCGAAACACAUAGAACUACAAUCCCGUGGCCGAAACUGCGAGGCUUUGCUGUGGCCUUUCUCCUUGGUCAAGCAAUUACAUUCGCCGUUAAUGUUCUGAUUUGCCCUGAUGCAGGGUCCCGGCCACUUGCCAUGACAUUGCAUCAAUCCCUUCAACUCAUGGAAGAAGCCCUAGAAAGUCCCCAUACAAGGGACCCAAGACUUCGAAGGCAGCUGUCAAAAUCCUUUGUGGACUUGUCGGAAGCAUAUCGCGACAUGGCCAUUGACAGUACCAUAUCACGUUUUCGGCCGGAGGAUGUGCUCGAACUGCGAAACCUGAUGCAGGCCGUUUUAAGGGCCCUUUUAUCAAUGGACACAGAAACUACCCUCUUCGCCAAACCACACAAUAACACCGACAACGGCGAGAAAAACCAGCAAGAGUGCAACAGCGGCCAAAAUGGACAUGCAGAAGAUUUAAUGGAAACUCUAGCGACACCGACAAUGGCUCUUGUAGUGAGCAUGCGUGAGAGUCUUGCCCGAUGCGACGCCGCGCUGUUGGAUAUUUCCGGGCACAGGAAAUCCAUCGGCCCGUCCGCAGACAUCUCAUCCGACACAUCAACUCUGAAGAUUCGUCUCGUACAGAGCAUCGCAGACUUUGACAAGGUCGAGUCCUCUCUCCUGCAAUCGGGCAGCCUCCCCGAUUCCGCGGUCCACGAUUCCGAAACUGUGCAGCUGUUUGUCUUUGCGCGACACGUACGCGAGGCCGCCGCCACCGUGCAGCGUCUCCUUGACCACGUUGGCGAGAUGCAGACCGUGCCCAGCCGGCCGCGAGUGCGCCUACCGUCUUAUCCCCUGUCCAAGGCCGUUUACCGCACAAAUGCCCAGAUCCGGCACGACAGGGGCGGCGUCGUGGCAGGGUCCUACGAGGUGACCUUUGGCGAUAUUGCACGACUCUUGGAUAAGAUCAAGUCUCGCGUUCACAAUCCAACCGCACGCGCUGAUGAUGAUGAACCGGAUUCUCGUCUGAAACCGGAAACGUCCAACACUACCGGCACGCAGACGGUGAACGAUGACGGAAAGCCAAAGACCAAGACCAAGGUCAGAUAUCGGGUAUGGCGCGGCUUGUACCGACUGCAAGGCUACGAGAGCAAAUACGCGCUCAAAGCGUGUAUUGUUGUGUCACUCCUCGCAGUGCCCUCCUAUCUCGAUCAGAGUAAGUGGUGGUGGGAUCGGUACGAGGCGUGGUGGGCUGUCGCCAUGAGCUGGGUCGUCAUGCACCCGCGCGUUGGCGGCAACCUUCAGGACUUACUCAACCGGUCCUGCCUGGCCGUCCUCGGCGCCGUGUGGGCGGGCGCCGGCUACGCCGCGGGAGGCGGUAAUCCCUACGUCAUGGCCGUCUUUGCCGCCGUCUACAUGGUUCCCAUGCUGUACCGCUACACGCUCAGCGCCCACCCACGCUCCGGACUCGUCGGCAGCCUGUCCUUUACCGUCGUCUCUCUCGGCCUCCUCGACGACUUCCGCGAGACGAGCCCGGCCGUUUUCACCGCCUGCAAAGGCCUCGUCUUCUUUGUCGGCACCGCCGCGCCGAUCCUCGCCAACUGGCUGCUGUGGCCGUUUGUCGCGCGCCACGAGCUGCGCGCCGCGCUCUCCUCGUUCCUCUUCUUCCUGAGCGUCACCUACCGCAGCGGCCUCGCCACCUACGUCUACUUUGAGGCCGGCGGCGCGCCCACCGCGCACGACGUCCAGCGCUCCGAGCUGCUCGAGGGUCGCCUCCGCGAGGGCCUCGUCCGCAUCCGCCAGCUGCUCGUGCUGACGCGCCACGAGCUGCGCCUGCGCGCGCCCUUUGACCCCCUGCCCUGGGCUGCGCUCGCCGAGGCCUGCGAGCGCUUCCUCGAGCACCUCAUCGCCGUGCGCCAGUCGGCCCUCUUCUACAACACGGGCACCAUCCGCGACAGCCCCGCCGCCGCCGAGCGUCUGCUGCCACACCGCCGCGACGCCGUCGCCACGGUCCUUGCCAAUCUGUACAUCCUGGCUGGCGCGCUGCGCGCCCACCGCAAGGUGCCCCGGUACCUGCCCAGCGCGGCGGCCGCGCGCAAGGCCCUGCUGGUGCAGUCGGACAAAGUCGAGGCGGAGCUCAUGGCGCAGGAGCAUGAUGAUCAUGGCGGCGGCGGUGCGCUGCGCGAGGCUCACACGCACCGCAAAUGGAGCGACAUUUACCGCUUCUCGUACAACCAAAGCCUGACGGGCUGCAUCGUGCAGCUCGAGGAAAUGGAAAAGUACACAAAGCUCAUUGUGGGCGAGCAAGGAUUCGAUGACCAAUUUAGCAUCUAG